GCUGCUGCAGCGCAGCCCCUCAUUCCACCGAGGCGGCUCGCGGCGGCCGCGCACGUCCGCAUCUGGAAGCGACCGGGAGCGCGUUGGGCCACAUCUGGACGCCUGUUCGCCUCUGGACCGGUCCUAGAGAGACACCCCGCUCCGUGUGACCCGUAACCGCUCCCAUAUGCGGAUAAAUCAGUGGGUACCCGUCCUUCAGUGAUGACGCUGCCGUGGAUCUUCCUGCUGCUGGGUCUGUCAGGGGCUCACCCUCAGGGCAGCGCUGAGGAAAAUGAGGUCCAGAGGGACAUCGAACUCAUCGAGAGCCAGGAGAUUGAGAAUACCAUUGGAAAUCUCAGUGACCCCACACCAAGCCACAUGCUUUCCACCUUUGCAGCCUCGAGCACCACAGAUCCUCCCGCGACCAGCGCUGGCCCUCGGUGUCCAGGAAACCAGGUGAUGCUGGUGAACAGCACAGACUGCAUCUGUCCAUCCAUCAUGGUGAAGGACGGCGACGCCUGCAUCUGCCCCGUGGGCUUCAGGUCUGAGGGGGCUGCAGACUGUGAGGAUGUUGAUGAAUGUGCUGAAGAUGGGCCGGGGCCGUGUGGUCCUCAUGCCAGCUGCACCAAUACCCCCGGCUCCUACUCGUGCGCCUGCCUCCGUGGUUUCCUGAUGAGCGCCGGCGGAUGCCAAGGGCCUGUGUGUCCAGACUACACCGUGUGUCAAGAUGUGGAUGAAUGUUUGGAGAGCCCCGCGGUGUGUGAGGGUCAGAGUGUGUGUGAGAACACGCUCGGGAGCUACAAGUGUGUGUGUGGACCAGGUUACCAGGGAAACGGCACACACUGCGAAGACGAGAACGAGUGCGUGUCGGGUGCUCACAGGUGUGACGCCAACGCUCGGUGCAGCAACGUCGUUGGCUCCUACUUCUGCCAGUGCCACCAGGGCUUCACCGGAGACGGACACGCCUGUUUCGACAUCGAUGAGUGUGCCGUGAACAACGGUGACUGUCAACACAACUGCACCAACGAACCAGGAGGGUACCGCUGCCAGUGCACGUCGGGAUUCCAGCUGGACCGGGAUGAACACAACUGCACAGAUGUGGACGAGUGCUCGGCUCCAGGUGGGACCUGCGAGCACAUUUGCAUCAACACUCUGGGAUCCUUCCGCUGCUCCUGCAGGCCGGGCUUCCAGCUGCACGUCGAUGGCCACACCUGCGUGGACGUCGAUGAAUGUAAGCUCCGGAACGGCGGCUGCUCCCACACCUGCGCCAACUCUCCAGGAGGACACGCGUGCCGCUGCCCUCCUCCCCUGCUGCUCAACGCAGACAACCUCACCUGCACCAAUAUAACGUCGUGCGGGCUGAGGAACGCCGGGUGCGAGCACACGUGCGCCGUGGGGGCCGAGGGCCGCGUCCAGUGCGGCUGCAGAACCGGCUGGAGACUGGGCUCGGACCUGAGGAGCUGCGUGGAUGUAAAUGAGUGCGGGGACUUCGCAAACGGGGGCUGUGAGCAGCUCUGCGUGAACCAUCCCGGCGGCUUCAACUGCAGCUGCAGGAACGGCUAUCGCCUUCGAACCGACGACCUCACCAAGUGCCAGCCUGUGUGUGACCCGCCCUGUCAGAACCAUGGGGUGUGUGUGGCCCCAAACAGCUGUGACUGUCCUCCAGGGUACCCUGGGGUCCGAUGCUCAGCCAUGUGCUCCCCACCCUGUGCCCACGGAGGCACGUGCAUGCGCUGGAACCAGUGCCUGUGCCCCCCCGGUUGGACCGGCGCUGGCUGCCGCACAGCUGUGUGUGAGCUGCCCUGUGCCAACGGCGGCCGCUGCGUGGGCCCCGACACCUGCCAGUGUCCGUCGGACUACGCUGGGCUCCAGUGCCUCCAGCCUCUGUGCACUCCUGCCUGUCAACACGGAGGAAGGUGUGUGGACGUCAACAAGUGUACGUGUGCUGGAGGAUGGCAGGGAGCUCGCUGUCAGAUAGAGCCGGUUCAGUGUCACACGCCCUGUCAGAACGGUGGAGUGUGUGUGGGUCUCAACAGGUGCCGCUGCUCUACAGGAUUUACUGGAAACCUCUGUGAGAAAACCGUGACCACGCCCUGUGUUCCCCCCUGUCAGCACGGCGCCACCUGCGGUCCUCGUAACACCUGCUCCUGUCCAGAGGGCACCGCUGGCCACCGCUGUGAGAAACUGACGUGUCCUGUGGUCACCACGGUGGUCGGCAUGGCUCGAGCAGUGAGGAAGGCCUUUAGGGAGAGUUAUGUGGAUCGCUGUGGGCCCCUCGGAUCCCAGCUCUGCACUAAAUACAGGAUAAACCAGGCCCGCGUGUACCUACAAGCCUACAGAGUGGGUUACCGAGUCCAGUGUCCUGACAGGAAGGUCCGGUGAGCAGGACCGUCCGGGAGCUCAUCAUCACGUGCAAACGUUGGUACAUUGGGACAAACUGAACAGAAAUAAAUGUGACUGACUCGUGAGUUCUUUGAGGCUGUUUCAUCAAUAAGCCUCUAAGAUGAAAUGAGUGACUCUCUCAUAUUUACUCUAUGAUGUGCUUUACAUUAUCUACAUUGUUUAAUUUGCACUGUGGGUUUAUUAUUAGCAGAUACAGUUAUAAAGGUGUUACAUAGUGUUUUAAUAACUGAUGUUUUUAACAACACUCCUAGCAACUGAAGAUGCAAUAUAAUCAUCACUGCUCUAAAACUGUAGCAAUUCAAAUUUAAAUUUAAAUUUAAAUUUUGGAGCAAAUAGGUGACAUAAAUAAAGAAUAAAAUUGAGCUACAUAGAGUGUUGAGUAUAUACAGAGAGAGUUUAACACUUUUAACACUUCAAUCAGAUCACUGGAUUCACCACAGCCACAUCAUCAACAUCUGGCCUGUCUCUGCCUUUUCUUCACACCACCGUUAUCACGCUGAUUCAUUCAUGCUUCCCAUGAAAGUCAGGGGAAAAACUACUUUGGGCUUAUUUUGCUCCACUAGACCAUCUUCUGGGCAAAAAGAAUGAAGCAGCUCAAGCUGUUACCAACAUUAGUGGUUUAUUCAGCACACAUGUAACAUUUAGAAUAACUGCACACAAAAAAGCACAUUUACACGUUUGUAAAAAGAACCGAAGUCAUUCUAAUCCUGUGUGAGAUGGGACUUCGUUGUUUGCAUCAGUAAUCAGUGGACAUGCUCAAAAG
Betta splendens (Siamese fighting fish) is the source of this 3145-nucleotide messenger RNA. RefSeq names its product multiple epidermal growth factor-like domains protein 6. The record is from RefSeq and is a predicted model, not a curated record. The transcript is spliced from 21 exons. Lineage: Eukaryota; Metazoa; Chordata; Actinopteri; Anabantiformes; Osphronemidae. The coding region runs from base 202 to 2361 and encodes 719 amino acids. Gene Ontology annotation, molecular function: calcium ion binding.